AUGGUCGGGCGGGCGCUGGUCGGGGGUCAGGCGCGGCCCCUGGGGCGGGCAGGGCCGGGCCGCACCGCACCGCACCGCGGGGGAGGCCCAAUCCGCCCUCCCGAGCCCGGCGGGGGCUCCGCCGCCGCCUCCUCCUCCUCCUCCUCACAUCCCCCGGGGAGACGGAGGCGGCGGCUGCGGGAACGGCGGGAGCGGGAACGGAGAGAGGGGAGAGGCCCCGGGGGUCACGGCGGACACCGGGACCGCGGCGGGAUCGGGCCCGGGAUCCCCCGGGAUCGGUCACUGGAUCCCCCGGGGCACUCCGGGAUCCCCCGGGAUCGGUCACUGGAUCCCCCGGGGCACUCCAGGAUCGGUCACUGGAUCCCCCGGGGCACUCCGGGAUCGGUCACUGGAUCCCCCGGGGCACUCCAGGAUCGGUCACUGGAUCCCCUGGGGCACUCCGGGAUCAGUCACUGGAUCCCCCGGGUCACUCGCGGAUCGGUCACAAGAGCCACAGCUUCACCACAGGAUCACCAGGAGCUCCCUGGAAAACUGGGACUGCACCAGGAUCUCACUGGAAUCACCUCUGGGAUCAUCAAGAGCUCCCUGGAACACUGGGACUGCACUGGGAUCAGCCACUGGAUCACCAGGAUCUCACUGGGAUCACUGGGACUGCACUGGCAUCAGCUACUGGAUCACCAGGAGCUCCCCAGGAUCGCUGGGACUGUACUGGGAUCAGCCACUGGACCACCAGGAGCUCCCCAGGAUCGCUGGGAGCACACCAGGAUCUCACUGGGAUCACUGGGACUGUACUGGAAUCAGCCACAGGGAUCCCUGGCAUCUCACUGGGAUGAGCCACAGGAUCACCAGGAGCUCCCUGGCAUCACUGGGACCACAUCAGGAUCUCACUGGGACCACCUCUGGGAUCACCAAGAGCUCCCUGAAUCACUGGGACUGCAGCAGGGAUCGGCCACAGAAUCACCAGGAGAUCCCUGGGAUCACUGGGACUACACCAGGAUCUCAUCGGGAUCACCAAGAGCUCCCUGGCACACUGGGACUGCACUGGAAUCAGCCACAGGAUCACCAGGAGUUCUCUGGGAUUGCUGGGACAGCACUGGAAUCAGUCACAGGGAUCCUUGGCAUCUCAUUGGGGUGAGCCACUGGAUCACCAGGAGAUCCCUGGGAUGAUUUGGACCACACCUGGAUCUCACUGGGAUCACCAGGAUCAAUGAAGGGAUCAGCAGCACUGCUGGGCUCAUCCAUGGCACACCAGGAUCUCCCCCAGGACACCAGCAUCCUAGAAAUCUGGGAUCACCAGCACUGUUGGGAUCUCCCAUACCCUGGCAGCACCCCUGGGACCCCAGAUCAAACCCCAGGAUUACCAACACCACUGGGAUCACCCCUGGCAUCACUCACACCCCCAGACACUGGGACCACAGGACAACAACCCCUCCAGUUUCUCAGCACUUGGGGAUCACUGGCACCUCAGGACAAUCCCAGGAUCCCCAGCACCCCUGGGAUCAUCCCCAGGACAUCCCUGGGAUCACAUCCCAGGCACUGUGUCCCCUCCAGGCCCCCAUGGAGCUCUGAGGUCCCCAUGGCUGACACCACCAGUGCUGCCCAGCAGAUGGGAGAGCAUGCAGAGGGACCUGGAGAACCUGGAGAACUGGGACCAGGAGAACCUGGGGGAGUUUAACAAGGACAAGAGCAAAGUCCUGCACAUGGGGGGGCAACAGAUCCAGGACAUGAACAGGAGGCACCUCCUGAGGUGACAGCAUGGAGCAAGUGCCUUGGAUCUGCUACCCAACCUGCAGGAAGGAGAGGGGCUGCUUCUUCC
Molecule: messenger RNA, 1816 nt
Organism: Calypte anna (Anna's hummingbird)
Lineage: Eukaryota; Metazoa; Chordata; Aves; Apodiformes; Trochilidae
Exons: 4
Coding region: 1-1167 (388 amino acids)
Source: RefSeq, a predicted model, not a curated record